Messenger RNA from Batrachochytrium dendrobatidis JAM81, 1140 nucleotides. RefSeq lists its product as uncharacterized. Bases 1 to 1140 code for a protein of 379 amino acids. Lineage: Eukaryota; Fungi; Chytridiomycota; Chytridiomycetes; Rhizophydiales. The record is from RefSeq and is a predicted model, not a curated record. The transcript is spliced from 4 exons.
AUGUCAGCCAAUGCGAAUCAAACAUCGGGGUUUGACCUCUACGCACCAUCCAACAUCACCUGGUACCAAGUUCAAAAUAACAAUGUUUCCAGUGCAGCAUUUGCAGCAAUUCUAUUAUGGGGUGCCUCCACUUUGUACAAAUCAAUCCAAUACUUUUUUAUGAAGAAAAAGCUCAUCUACGGCCUGAACGUUGCGCAAGCUGCUUUCAUGCUGAUCAAAACCACAGCAGCAACGGUCUAUGUUAUAUUUUUGGGUGAUGCAUGCGAGCCUAGAGCCUUUUUUCUUUCAGUGCCAUUAGUUUUGUCUAUCGAUUGCAUGUAUUAUAUUAUGCUGGUCAAGCUAUUGUUGUUUACACCGUUUAAAAUGUUGACGCGAUUGGUAUUCUUUUUGGCGCUGUUGGCUCAUGCAAUAAUCAACUUUAUUGGUGUGGCUCAAAGAACCACCAGACUGAGCUCCAGUGGAAUGUGUAAAGAUGUAUAUCCUUUAAUUUACAAGCAGCAGUAUAUUAUUGAAGUUUUCCUUGAAGCGUUUACUGCCAUUGUUUUGAUUCAUGGCCUGGCAAUCAAGUCUCAAGUCAAUGGCCAAAUUGUAUCGUCAACCUAUUCCUUGCUUAACCAGCUUCGCAAAAACGAGCAUUUGCGUGUGUUUUCAGUGCUGGCUAUUAUUGGACUCAAGCUUUUCCUGACUUACUACACCAACUUUUUGCCCAACUUUGAUCAUCUUUACCUUACGCAUGGUGUUGACCAAGCUCGAUCGGCUAUUAUUUGCUGGGCAUUGAUGCGCGACUAUCGUAAACUCACACGGUCAUCAGGCAAUGCAUCAAGUACAGGCAGUAACCCCAACAUGCUCCAGAAAUCAGCGGCCAAACAUUCAUCAGUAUUUAAAUCUCAAAAGUCUGGAUUGUCGGGACAAACCAAGAGCCAGGCGGGCGGAAUCACUUCGCAACACAGUAUGCCGCGUAUUCUUCUAUCGGCUCCAAUGACAGACCGUGUGUCCGUAAUUGAUGAAGCAGAUGAGAAUAUUGAUUCUGAAAAGGCCGGUCAUGGAAAGGGUGAAUUGGCUGUUGACAUUGAACAUUGUGACGUCAAGAGUACAGAGACGAUUGCUGGCGAACUUGUCGGAGCCAGUCAGGAAAUGUAA